Messenger RNA from Mercurialis annua (annual mercury), 870 nucleotides. Its product is annotated as E3 ubiquitin-protein ligase RSL1-like. The transcript has 2 exons. NCBI's taxonomy places the organism in Eukaryota, Viridiplantae, Streptophyta, Magnoliopsida, Malpighiales, Euphorbiaceae. Bases 1 to 870 code for a protein of 289 amino acids. Gene Ontology annotation, cellular component: ubiquitin ligase complex; cytoplasm. Gene Ontology annotation, biological process: protein polyubiquitination; ubiquitin-dependent protein catabolic process; positive regulation of proteasomal ubiquitin-dependent protein catabolic process. The record is from RefSeq and is a predicted model, not a curated record. Gene Ontology annotation, molecular function: ubiquitin protein ligase activity; ubiquitin conjugating enzyme binding; zinc ion binding.
AUGGAUAAAUAUCAUAACGAGAAAAGUAAUUCAUUUCCAGUUUCAGACGCUGAAUAUGCUGAGGGACUGCAAUUUCAGGAAGCACUAAUGGAAUCUGUAAUCAUUUCUCAAAUCAAGAACAAUAGCUACCCACCAUUACCAGCUGCACACACUCAUAAUUUGAGCGGAAAGAAAAGUAUAGAAAUCGGUCAAUCCUCGCAAAGUUUCUGCGAAAUCUGCGCGGAAAGAAAAGAAACGAACGAGAUGUUUCCGACAGAAAGCUGCAUACAUUCUUUCUGUUCAGAAUGUAUCGGCAAAUACGUCGUUUCAAAGAUUCAAGAAUCGAAUACUAUAUUUACUUGCCCUGGAAGUAACUGUAAAGCAGUUCUUGAACUCGAUAUUUGCAGGACUAAGCUAGCAAAACGAGUGAUCGAUCUUUGGGAGGAAGCGCUUUGUAAAGAGACGACGAAUCAGUGGCAGAAAUUUUACUGUCCGUUUAAGGAUUGUUCUGCGAUGCUAUUGAAUGAUAAUAUUAAUAAUGGAGAAAAGGCGGUGAUGAGGGAAUGUGAAUGUCCGUUCUGCCAUAGAUUGUUUUGUGCGGAGUGUAAUGUUCCGUGGCAUUCGGGCGUUGAGUGUGGAGUGUUUCAGAGAUUGAAUGAGGAUGAGAGGAAAAGGGAAGAUUUGAUGGUAAUGGAACUUGCUAAACAGGAGAAAUGGAGUAGAUGUCCUAAGUGUAGAUUCUAUGUUGAAAGAAUAGAAGGCUGCUCCCAUAUGGUUUGCAGAAUUAGGCCAGAGUAUGAUUUUAACUCUAGUAUUAUGAAAUUGGAGUUAUAUAUUGAUUAUACAAUUCGUGUUAUACUCAAUUGCAGGACUGUUAUGGAUGCGGAUUGA